AUGGCCCCUCCUACGGAUGACAAAACCGAAAGGCCUCAACUCGAAUCCCGCAUCAGCGCACAUCCUGCCCUUCAUCCCGAUGUGACCAAUGUACCCGUCACGCCCGGCGUCCACCUCUCAGGCAAGACGGCCUACUUCGACGAGAAAAACACAAAGAACACCAACAACCUACCCUUUGAUCCAGAGACUGCCACACCUGGGCCCUCGUGGAGCGCUAACUCGUAUUUCUCGAACCAACAGAGAGCCGAUCAUGCAAGCGCGUCCACUGAGCAGGCAGCAGGUGCGCAGAGCGCGAAGGAAGCCCAUGUUGUAGCGGCUACACAGGCGCCUAUGAACAAGGCUGCAGCGCCUAUUCCUGUGGAUCCCAAGCGUCCGGCCCAGGCAGCGCAGGCUCCCAAUGGCUUCCGUAUCGGCCCCCAGGAUCGAGCACGAUUAGAGAAACAGCUCGAACGUGACCACGGUGGCAAGAUCGUACCAGUUUGGCUGGUCGAUGAGGUGGAUGAUGGGAAAGAUGAAUACAUAUUGAAGAACCAAAGUCACUGGCGGACAUACGCUGAACACGAGCUCUACACUCUCUUCCACUACAAGCAGAACGAACCAGCCGAUGGCCGCGCUGCACGGAAGUCGUGGGCAGACUAUUACCGUAUGAACAAGCUAUUCGCGGAUAGGAUCCUCGAAAUCUACAACCCCGGUGACAUUGUUAUGGUCCACGACUUCUACCUGAUGCUACUGCCAAGUUUACUCCGCCAACGCCUUCCAAACAUCUAUAUCGGUUUCUACCUUCAUAUCCCAUUUCCCAGCAGCGAGUUCUACAGAUGCCUGAGCAGACGAAAAGAGAUUCUCGAGGGCGUACUGGGUGCCAAUAUGAUUGGUUUCCAGUCAUACAGCUACUCGCGACACUUCUCAUCUUGUUGCACUCGAAUAUUGGGCUUUGACUCCUCUUCGGAAGGCGUCGAUGCCUAUGGUGCCCACGUAGCUGUUGAUGUCUUUCCCAUCGGCAUCAACGCUGUAUCAACGCAACGACAGGCCUUUGGCGACCCAGAAAUCGACGAGAAACUCAAAGGAAUCCGAGAGAUGUACGCAGGCAAGAAGCUCAUCGUGGGUCGCGACAGGUUAGAUGCUGUUCGUGGAGUUGUCCAGAAACUCCAGGCGUUCCAGCUGUUUCUUGAGAAGUACCCAGAGUGGCACGGAAAAGUUGUUCUCAUUCAAGUUACCAGUCCUAGCGGCGUUCACACCGAUAGAAGCGAUGGUGCGCAAGAAAAGGUGGUCAACAAGAUCUCGGAUCUAGCGGCGAAGAUCAACGGCACUUAUGGUACACUGGACUUUACACCUGUUCGCCACUUUCCCCAGUACCUUUCUCGCGAAGAGUACUUUGCCUUACUUCGGAUUGCAGACAUCGGACUCAUUACCAGUGUACGUGACGGUAUGAACACGACAAGUAUGGAAUACAUCAUUUGCCAGAAGGAUAAUCACGGCCCACUCAUUCUCUCCGAAUUCUCCGGUACAUCGAGCUCUCUAGGCAGUGCCAGGCACAUCAACCCCUGGGAUAUGGGUGGAGUGGCUGAUGCGAUUCACGAUGCUCUGAAUCAGAGUGACGAAGAACGCGCAAAGUACCACGCAGAACUUUACAAGCAUGUUGUAGAGAACAAUGUACAGGCUUGGACGAACAACUACCUGAAGAGCCUGAUGACGAAUCUAGCAUCCUUUGACCAGUCGUUUGCUACACCAGCUCUGGACCGGGCUAAGCUCCUCUUCCAAUAUCGGCAGGCUACCAAGCGACUAUUCAUGUUCGACUAUGACGGCACUCUAACACCAAUCGUCAAAGAUCCUUCGGCAGCGAUCCCGUCUGACCGAGUCAUUCGAACUCUCAAGACUCUAGCAGCAGACCCUACCAAUGCCGUAUGGAUUAUCAGUGGUAGAGAUCAGGCUUUCUUAGACGAAUGGAUGGGCCACAUUCCUGAGCUUGGCCUUAGUGCUGAGCAUGGCAGCUUUAUGCGGCAUCCGCGCAGUCAGGACUGGGAGAACCUGACUGAGACAACCGAUAUGAGCUGGCAGAGCGAAGUUCUUGACGUUUUCCAACAUUACACAGAGAGGACUCAAGGCUCCUUUGUCGAGCGCAAGAAGAUCGCAUUGACCUGGCACUACCGGCGAGCUGAUCCCGAGUAUGGCGCCUUUCAAGCGCGAGAAUGUCAAAAGCAGCUCGAGAGGACUGUCGCUAAGAAACACGAUGUUGAGGUCAUGACUGGCAAAGCCAACCUUGAGGUGCGCCCAAGGUUUGUCAACAAGGGCGAGAUUGCAAAGAGGCUUGUACAGGAAUAUGGCGAAGGUACUGGUAACGCACCCGAGUUUGUGCUUUGCAUGGGCGAUGACUUUACAGAUGAAGACAUGUUCCGCUCGCUGCGACAGUCCAAACUACCGACAGAUCAUGUCUUCUCGGUCACUGUUGGCGCCAGCUCGAAACAAACAUUGGCAAGCUGGCAUCUAGUCGAACCUUCGGAUGUUAUCUCUGUGAUUUCAUUGCUGAAUGGUUCAGCUGAUGCAGGUAAUGUUGGUGCAAUUGCAGUCGUCGACGGGACCGUUCCUGAGUCUCGGCUAGUGGCAGGCCAGUAGAUGUACGACGCUGACAUGUAACAUGAUGGAUGCUUUCUAACGAUCAAGUCCCUAUAUUAAAUCCAAUGUUUAGCUCAGGAAAGCCAUUGGCCCUCCAUAAAGCACAA
This is a messenger RNA of Pyrenophora tritici-repentis Pt-1C-BFP, 2717 nucleotides long. Lineage: Eukaryota; Fungi; Ascomycota; Dothideomycetes; Pleosporales; Pleosporaceae. The record is from RefSeq and is a predicted model, not a curated record.